AUGGCUGGAGAUUCAACAUUGGAUGGAAUUCUAAGGGAUUCUAGUCUCUUUGCUAUAUCCUUUCUCUUAUUUCCCUUCUCAAGAAUUCUCUUAUUGCUAACAAAAAUUGACACAUGGAAAAAUGAAAAUGAAUGGCUCAGAUUUAAUAAUGGAAUAGGAAACGAAAAGACGCGCUCUUGUUCUUCAUUCUUGACAGAAUUUCGCUUAUUCGCUGUCCUCAAGUUUCACACUGCCGUCGUCAUCGCCGCUUGUUGCUCCUUCCAAGUUUCACUACUUUCUCGUCAUCACUCUGCUGGUUGUUGCUCCGUCAUCACUCUUGUUCAUCACUCUUGUUCUUCAUGCUUGUUGCUCUUUGAAUCCGAGGUAGCAGCUUAUGAUUUUUAUAACGAGUACAGCAAGAAAAUGGGGUUCGGUAUUCGCCGCGAAUAUGGGAAUAAAAGCAAAAUAGAUGGAGUUCUAACUUCCAGAAGAUUCACAUGCUUCAAAGAGGGUAAUCGAGGUGUUGACAAGCGAGAUUACUUGACAAAAGAUCCUAGAGCAGAAACAAGAACUGGAUGUCAAGCACGCAUGGUUAUUUCGCUUGAUCGGAAGAUCGGAAAAUACAAGGUUGUUGACUUUGUUGCUCAACACAAUCACAUGCUUCAACCAAAUGAGUAUGUCCAUAUGAUUCGCUCUCAUCGACGCAUAUUCGAGUCUCAAGCAUCUCAAAUUAUAUUGGCCGAUGAAUCUGGACUAAAACCAAAAGAUUUCCAUAAUUAUGUGUCCAAGCAAGCUGGUGGAAAAGAAAUUAUUGGAUAUACAAGACAAGACCUUAAGAAUUACCUUCGAACCAAGAGAAUGCAUACACUAAAGUUUGGUGAAGUGGGUGCAUUGUUGAUGCAUUUCAAACAGCAGAGUGAAAAUCCUUCAUUCUUUUAUGAAUUUCAACAUGUGACUGCAUAUCAGCAUGAGGCUGCAAGUCAACAUGAGACUGCAUAUCAGCAUGGAACUGCGUAUCAGCUCGGGGCUGCGAGUCAACAUGGGACUGCAUAUCAGCAUGAGGCUGCAAGUCAACAUGGAACUGCAUAUCAGCAUGAGGCUGCAAGUCAACAUGGAACUGCAUAUCAGCUUUUUUACAUCUGAAUUUAAGUGAAUCUGAAGAUAGAAUUCAACAAAGAAGAUGAGGAUCUUAGGGGACUUGCAAUGUUUAUUUUGAAUUAUAAUGUUUUGUAGGACUUUUGUCAUUCUUUUUUUGAAG
This is a messenger RNA of Trifolium pratense (red clover), 1237 nucleotides long. Its product is annotated as protein FAR1-RELATED SEQUENCE 5-like. Lineage: Eukaryota; Viridiplantae; Streptophyta; Magnoliopsida; Fabales; Fabaceae. Bases 1 to 1122 code for a protein of 373 amino acids. The transcript is spliced from 3 exons. The record is from RefSeq and is a predicted model, not a curated record.